Molecule: messenger RNA, 660 nt
Organism: Fusarium keratoplasticum
Lineage: Eukaryota; Fungi; Ascomycota; Sordariomycetes; Hypocreales; Nectriaceae
Exons: 2
Coding region: 1-660 (219 amino acids)
Biological process (GO): translational elongation
Cellular component (GO): cytoplasm; nucleus
Source: RefSeq, a predicted model, not a curated record
AUGGCACCUUUUGGAAAGCUGUAUUCUUUCAUGCCCAAUGGCCGGGUCUUCAAGAUUCUUGCGGCUGCAAAGCUCAAUGGUCUUGAAAUUGAGAUCGCCCCGUACCAGCAUAUGGUAGACAACAAGACACCAGAGUUCCGGGCCAAGUUUCCAGCAGGAAAGGUCCCGGCUUUUGAAGGAGCUGACGGGCUUCUUCUCCCCGAGUCAGAUGCCAUUGCACAAUAUCUGUCACAGUCUGGGCCUUAUUCUGGACAGCUACUGGGUCGUGAUGCCACAACUUCAGCCAAGAUCAGACAGUGGAUCUCUUUCCUUGAUGGCGAAGUCUACCCACACAUGCUAGAUCUUGUCAUCUGGCGAGUGGGAAUUGCACCGUUUGACCAAUCUACCGAGACCAAGGCUCUGGCUCGUCUCGAGUUUGCCUUGGAUGUGCUUGAGAAGCAUCUCGACGGCCGGAAGUGGUUGGUUGGAGACGAGCUCACGUUGGCCGACCUGACAGGCGCAUCUUCUCUUCUCUGGGCAUUUAUGCACAUUAUCGAUGCAUCAGAGAGGAAGCGUUUCCCUAACGUGGUGGCCUGGUACUUGCGCACUAUCGAGACAGAGGAGGUCAAGGAAGUGUUUGGCCCUCCAAACUUGAUUGACGUCAAGCGUGUCCAUGAGUAG